Messenger RNA from Chenopodium quinoa (quinoa), 3259 nucleotides. RefSeq names its product probable linoleate 9S-lipoxygenase 5. NCBI's taxonomy places the organism in Eukaryota, Viridiplantae, Streptophyta, Magnoliopsida, Caryophyllales, Amaranthaceae. Gene Ontology annotation, molecular function: metal ion binding; protein binding; oxidoreductase activity, acting on single donors with incorporation of molecular oxygen, incorporation of two atoms of oxygen. The record is from RefSeq and is a predicted model, not a curated record. The coding region runs from base 193 to 2967 and encodes 924 amino acids. The transcript is spliced from 9 exons. Gene Ontology annotation, biological process: lipid oxidation.
AUUAUUUGAAAAAAAAAGGAAUCAAAUUAUUUUUAUUGAAACUUGAAAUUUGUUUAUUUGAUCACAACCAAAGCGUCCAAAAACACAUGCUACUAUAAAACCAGUGAAUUAGUGACAUUAAACAACCACAAUAAAUCCAGAAUCACACUUUCUAAAGAUCAUCAUUACUUACUUCAUUAGUGCUUAAUAAUCAUGAUUAAGCUACUCAAAUGUGAGAUUAGCAACACUAAUCUCCUAACCCCACUUACCAAUCACCACUCAAAAUCAAACCCUUCUUCUUCAACUUUCUCUCUCCUCCAAAGUAGAAAUCUGAGUGCUUUUCCAAAUCAUAAUCAGUCAAAGAUCUUCUUCAGUUUGAAAUCUAAAGAAAAAGCAAAAGGGUCUUACUAUAGUGUGGUGAAGAACACCUUAGAUAAUCGUGCACCUGCAAAAGUGAUUGUUGAAGGAAUUGUUGUAUUGAAGAAGAAGACUCUUUCUGCUUUUAAAGAAGAUUUGAAAUCUAAGUUUGUUCAUAGUGAUGAUGUUUUGAUUAAUGGGAAGGUUUCAUUUCAGCUUGUUAGUGCUGUUCAUACUGAUCCUGCCAAUAACUACAAAGGGAUACUUGGAAAACUAUCAUAUUUGGAAAAAGAGAUCAAAACAAUUACUGAUUUGGCUGAUAACGAGUUGGCCUUCAGAGUUAGAUUUGAUUGGGAUGAGGACAUUGAUCUUCCGGGAGCAAUAAUAGUAAGAAAUGAUCAUGACAGGGAAUUUUACCUAAGAACCAUUACUUUGAAAGACAUUCCACGCCAUGGCUCAAUCCAUUUUGUUUGCAACUCUUGGAUUUAUCCUGCUAAAUACUAUCAAAAAGACCGCCUUUUUUUCACCAACAAGACAUACCUCCCUCACCAAACUCCUGCACCACUAUGCAAAUAUCGUGAGGAAGAGCUAAAAAUAUUGAGAGGAGAAGGAAAAGAUCCAAAUGAAAUGCUCCAGGAGUGGGAUCGUGUUUAUGAUUAUGCAUACUACAAUGAUCUAGGAAAACCAGAUAAAGGUAAGAAAUAUGUUCGCCCAGUAUUUGGAGGGUCUGCUGAAUAUCCUUAUCCAUGUAGAGGACGAACAAGCCGCCCCCCAACAAAGAAAGAUCCUCAUACCGAGACCAGGUUGCCACUAGCCAAGGCCAAAGACGUAUAUGUUCCAAGAGAUGAAAAGUUUGGGCACCUUAAGUUGUCUGAUUUCAUGGGUGAUACUGUCAAGUCUAUAUCUCAGGGCAUUUUUGGUGCGCUGGAUGCAAUAUUUGAUUGGACGCCUGCAAAGUUUCACAAUUUCAAAGAAGUGCAUGAAUUGUAUGAAGGAGCAAUCAAGCUUCAAGAUAACUCAUUAUUUGACAAAAUUAGGAAUUGGGUCCCAACCGCAUUUCUAAAAGCACUCUUUCGGAGUGAUGGUGCAGAUUUUCUGAAUUACCCAAAACCUGAUAUUAUAAAGGAGGACGAGUCAGCAUGGAGAACUGAUGAAGAAUUCACCAGACAGAUGUUAGCUGGCAUAAAUCCUUUUGUCAUUCGUCGUUUAGAGGAGUUUCCGCCAGUUAGUAGGCUAGAUCCCGUAGCAUUUGGAAACCAGAACAGCUCAAUCACCAAAGAAUGCAUACAAGGGAACCUAGAUGGGUUAAGUGUUGAAGAGGCAAUGCAGAGGAACAAGCUAUUCAUACUAGAUCACCAUGACAUAGUAAUGCCAUUCUUGAGGCAAAUCAACGCAGAAACAAAAUCAAAGGUCUAUGCAACCCGCACAAUACUCUUCUUAAAAGAAGACGGAACUUUGAAGCCAUUGGUAAUUGAAUUAAGCCUUCCACAUGAAAAUGGGGACAAAUUUGGUGCUGUUAGCGAAUUACAUGCACCAGCAAAUGAUGGGAUUAAAGCCUCCCUUUGGCAGUUAGCCAAAGCCUAUGUUGCUGUUAAUGAUUCUGCAUACCACCAACUUAUCAGCCACUGGUUACACACCCAUGCAGUGAUGGAACCAUUCAUAAUCGCAUCAAAUCGACAAUUGAGUAUGCUACACCCAAUUUACAAACUUUUGCAUCCUCAUUUUCGUGAUACAAUGCCUGUCAAUACAGUAGCACGUCAGAUAGCUCUUAAUGCUAAUGGAUUGUUUGAGCAAGCUGUCUUUCCUCGAAAGUAUGUCGUGCACUGGACAUCCUCACUGUACAAGAAGUGGGCACUCACCGAGCAAGCACUUCCGAGAGACCUUAUUAACAGAGGAAUGGCUGUUAAGGAUUCUCAAGGAUACAAGCUACUUAUAGAAGAUUACCCAUAUGCUGUUGAUGGGCUACAAAUUUGGGGUGCAAUCGAGACUUGGGUCAAAGAGUAUUGCUUAUUUUACUACAAAACUGAUAAAAUGGUUGCUAAUGACCCCGAACUACAAUCCUGGUGGAAAGAAAUCCGGGAAAUAGGCCAUGGUGACAAAAAGGAUGAGAAGUGGUGGCCGGAAAUGAAGACAUUUGAUGAAUUAACAGAAACUUGUACAACUAUUAUAUGGGUGGCUUCAGCUCUCCAUGCAGUAGUCAAUUUUGGACAAUACCCUUACUCAGGGCACAUGCCUAACCGUCCAACUAUCAGCCGAAGGUUCAUGCCUAAAACAAAAAAGGAACUUAAAGAACUUGAGAAAAAUCCUGAUGGCGUUUUCUUGAAGACAGUAACUAGCCAACUCCGAACAUUAGCUUGUCUUUCUGUUAUAGAGCUUAUUUCCAGGCAUUCUGAAGAUGAGGUGUAUCUCGGAGAAAGAGAGCCUGGAUGGACUUCUGACGCUCCACCAUUAGAAGCAUUUAAAAGAUUUAGUAAGAAACUAGAAGAGAUAGAAAAAGAGAUUCUAGACAGGAACAAAGAUCCUGAACUGAAGAAUAGGGUUGGUCCGGCUAAGUUGCCCUUCACAUUACUGUGCCCUUCAAGUGGAGUAGGGAUCACCGGCAGGGGAAUUCCUAACAGUGUCUCUAUUUGAAGCUCUGCUGACUAACUAUGAAGCAGUAAGCAUAGAUUUGUAAGUUUAUAAAUUUACUUUUUUUUGUACUGGAAAAUAAGAUGCUAGGAGUGGCCUAGGACAUUCUAGGAAGCAUGAUUAUGAAUCAGGUCAUUAAAGAAAUGAAGUUGUAAAUAAAUGCAAAAUUUUAAACAUUAGCAAGUAAAGAUUAUAUUGUAAGGUUCUCUCAGGAGUCAGGACCAUGUUGUUAGAAUAUAUACUACUGAUUUUGGGAAUAAUUCUGAAUACAAAUUCACAAAUUUUUCUACUUUCA